This is a messenger RNA of Owenia fusiformis, 2104 nucleotides long. The record is from the annotation of a GenBank genome assembly. Lineage: Eukaryota; Metazoa; Annelida; Polychaeta; Sabellida; Oweniidae.
AAACAAUGUCAGGUCGUCACAGCAGUAUUAAUCCAUCUUUUGAGCAGGCUCACCGGAUGAAGAAGACACCACGGACCCUGUUACACCUGCCCUAUUCAUCCAGAGUAAGGACAAUCCCCGAAGAGUAACACUUAAACUUUCUCGAAUUAUCCCCAGGUGACCUUGCACAUCAUCAUGUAAAACAAACUCCAAACUUGAGUUCAUCUCAAGCUUAGCAAGGUAACACGCAUGUUCUCUGUAGCAAACGAUAAACAUGGAAAAGAAAAAGUGUCGAGUAGUAGUGGUUGGAGCUGGAAUAAGCGGUUUGUCUGGUGCAAGAUUGUUAGAUGGCGCUGAUGUUGACGUUACAGUAUUAGAGGCACGUAGCAGAGUAGGCGGAAGGACAUACACAAAACGGGACCAAAGUUAUAAGUACUGCGAUGUGGGUGGAUCCUACGUUGGUCCAACACAGAACAAAAUCUUGCGCCUCUCUCGGGAACUUGGAGUUGAGACUUACAGGAUUAACAACACGGGAGAUUAUGUUCACUUUUCAAGAGGUAAAACUUUGCGAUUCCAGUCCACGUGGCCAGCUUUCAAGAAUCCAUUUGCUUGGUUGGACAUAAACAACACAUUCCGUCUAAUGGACAAACUUUUGGAACAGAUCCCACCAGAAAGUCCCUGGCUGUGCCAAUACGCUGAUGAAUGGGACAAUAAGACGAUGAAAGAAUGGUUCAAUAGUGUCUGUUGGACUCGAACAGCUAAAGAAUUUUGCCAAUCAUUUGUACUGACCAACGUCUCCAUGGAACCUGGCGAGGUGUCCAUGUUGUGGUUCCUCUGGUACGUACGGUCUUGCCAGGGUACGAAAAGAAUAUGGGAGGUCGAAAAUGGCGGACAAGAGAGAAAGUUUAUUGGAGGCUCUAUGCAAAUCAGCGAGAAAAUGGCGGAGCAACUCGAUGAAAGGGUUAUCCUUGAAGAAGCCGUUGUGCUCAUAGAACAGAGUGACGAUGGUGCUGUAGUCCACACAAAUACCCACAAAAAGCUAGAGUGUGAUUACGUCAUUGUUGCCCUGUCUCCUAGUCUAUAUCAACGCAUUCAAUUUUCGCCUCCGCUACCAGCAUUACGUAGUCAACUCAUACAACGAGUGCCUAUGGGAUCAACAAUUAAGAACUCCGUCUUCUACAAGCGCGCGUUUUGGCGUGAUGCAGGUAUGAAUGGAUUUGGUACUGUUAUUGAUGAAGGCGAGCCAGUGAUUAACGUUGUAGAUGAUUGUAAACCGGAUGGCAGCUUCCCUGCCCUUACAGGAUUUAUACUCGGUGACCAAGCGAGACGUCUCACUGUAAUGACAAGAGAGGAACGCAGGCGCCUCACGUGUGAAUGUUAUGCAAAAGUAUUUAAAACAGAUGAGGCUCUGGAGGCUCUGGCAUACGAGGAGAACGACUGGAAUGCCGAGGAAUGGUCGGGCGGCUGCUAUACGAGUACUUACCCUACUGGUGUAAUGACCAGGUUUGGCAAGGAGAUCAGAAAGCCGCUUGGUAGAGUGUAUUUUGCCGGGACAGAGACCGCAGUAAAAUGGUCAGGUUAUAUGGAUGGUGCCGUGGAAGCCGGAGAACGAGCCGCAAGAGAGAUUUUGUGCAGAAUAGGUGAUAUUUCAGAAUCUGAGAUAUGGCAAGACGACGCACCGCCAGAGGAUGUGCCAGAGCUUGCAUUUGAGGAAACAUUCUGGGAACGCAAUGCCCCUUCUGUUGAUGGAGUUAUUAAAAUGACGUCUCAGACUAUUAUCAUAGUAACUGCAGCAGUCACAAUUUACAAAUAUAGCAAGUUUCAUUCUGCUUGGUACAAUCGACUCGGGGAAUAUGUAAUGGGUAAAAUGACUGGUUGAUCGAGACUGGCAUGGUGUCAUCGAAAAUACUUAGAAUAGAUGAAUAUUUUUGUAUAAAGAUAUUUAUAACCUGAAAUACACGUCUAUACACUGAAAUAUACUGUAAUGAUUUUGUUUGGAAAAGUGUGCUGAAUUAAAAGCAGAAUAAGUUAAAUAUCAAUUAAGUUUUUUGUCUAAUUACGAACAGCUUGUAAAUGCAUUGGUGUUAAUCGUUGAGGGGGAGUGGCAAGGUCAAACUGAUGAUGG